AUGGCGACUAGAAAGGAGAUCGGUCCUGCUCCUGCGUCAGACACGAGCCCCAAAGACAACAGUUUGGUUACCACCGACGAACGGCCCAUUGGUUCGCACGCUGAAGCUGCUUCUACCUCUACCUGGAGACGAGUUGCUGGUCUCAUUUGGGACACAGCUGAAGGUGACCCGGAAUACCGCAAAUAUGUGCAACGACUGGAUUUUAUCUUUUUCCCGACGGUAUGUCUCGGAUACUUCAUCAAAUAUCUGGAUCAGACGAACUACAGCAACGCAUUCGUUAGUGGCAUGCAAGAAGAGCUCAGCCUCUACGGCAACGAGCGCAACUGGUUGAAUACCUGGUUCAGCCUUGGUAUCAUGGUCGGCAGCGUUCCAUCCCAAAUGACCCAGCUCAGCUUCGUCCGUCCGUCCAUCCUAAUUCCCUGCUGCGAACUCGCCUGGGCUGCCUUGACGGUCGGGAUGGGAUUCACUAGUAAUAUCAAAGCAAUGUACGGUCUGCGUUUCCUCAUCGGGCUAUUCGAAGCCUGCGCAUUCCCUGGAUACAUUGCCAUGCUGGGCAGUUGGUACGGUCCUAAAGAACUCACCAAACGAACCGCCAUCCUGCUACAAGUUGAGUCGAUUGCAAGUAUGUUUAGUGGGUAUCUUCAAGCUGGACUGCAUAGUAGUAUGAAUGGACGGCAUGGCCUUGCUGGCUGGCGGUGGCUGUUUAUCUUGGAUGCGAUCAUAUCCGUCCCUGUCGCCAUUUGGGGCUUCUUUGGACUGCCGGAUACUCCCCAUACGACCAGGGCGUUUUACUGGUCUUCCGAGCAUAUUCGAUACGGUAUCGAAAGGAUCGAAAAGAUCGGCCAUCGAGAGCAGCCAAAAUUCACCUGGAAAGAAGCAAAACGGGUCUAUUUGCGCUGGGAACUUUGGGUUUUCGUCGCUACAUACACGAUGAUCGCGGCCUGUCACACAGCAACCAGCUACUUCAAUCUGUGGCUGAAAGCCGCCGGAUACAGCGUCAGCAAAAUCAACACGCUCCCAACAGGCGGCAAUGCCCUCGCCAUCGUGACUACGAUUACGUGGGGAAUUUUGGCGGACCAUACAGCGCAAUAUUACUGGUUGAUCACAGGGCUUCUCCUCACGAUGAUGUUGUCGAAUAUCUUGCUUUCGGUGUGGUAUAUUCCUAAGGGAGGGUUGAUGUUUGCAUAUUAUCUUUCUUAUGCAGGGUCGGCCGGGACACCAGUGUUAAUUAGCUGGGCGACGCGGGUUAAUGCGAAUGAUGCGAGCUUGAGACAGCUUCUGGUGGCUACUGCGAACGUUGUUUCCUAUGCUUGGGUGCUGUGGGUGCCGUUGGUUCUAUUCCCAACAUAUGAUGCGCCGAAGUAUAAGUACGGGUAUCAGAUCUUGAUAUUGUUCGGUGGUCUUGCGAUCAUCAGUGUCACAGGCUUGUGGCUUAUUUUCAGGAGAAAAAGUCAAAAAGAGGAGAAGGAGGGUGGCCAGGGUGUUGAGGCUCAGCCAGCUAACUCCCAGGACAUUAAGUAG
Molecule: messenger RNA, 1521 nt
Organism: Aspergillus puulaauensis
Lineage: Eukaryota; Fungi; Ascomycota; Eurotiomycetes; Eurotiales; Aspergillaceae
Exons: 9
Coding region: 1-1521 (506 amino acids)
Biological process (GO): transmembrane transport
Cellular component (GO): membrane
Molecular function (GO): transmembrane transporter activity
Source: RefSeq, a predicted model, not a curated record